AUGUUCACCCAAGCAAGCCCUCUCAGGCGCUUGUCGUCGUUCGUAGGCAUUUCUGUUCACAGUUCACUCCCUCAGAUCGACAGGCUCCAGUUCUCGCGCGUCCAAUGCCGUCGCUGGCAGACAACCACUAGUGCUGCAGCCGAGCCUCCACCAGCAGGCGGUCACCUCUCCUCCGUAGCGUCAUCCCAGUUCCUCUGUACAACGCGUGAUUCUGCAUUGCGCACUCCGGGCAUUACCUGGGCAGAUGAAGAUACCCAUCCCUCUUCCCCACAGAACGUCAUCGGUGGCAGAGAAACGAGAAAGAUGAACAUGUACCAAGCCAUCAGGGAUGCACUCAGGCCAGAUGACACCGCAGUCGUAUUCGGAGAGGACGUUGCAUUCGGAGGUGUUUUCCGGUGUACGAUGGGUCUUGCAGAAGAGUUUGGACGCGAGCGCGUGUUUAAUACCCCCCUGACCGAGCAGGGCAUCGCUGGCUUUGGUAUCGGGUUGGCAUCUAUGGGCCAUACCGCGAUCGCCGAGAUACAGUUUGCAGACUACAUCUUUCCUGCGUUUGACCAGAUCGUAAACGAGGCAGCCAAAUACCACUAUCGUGCUGGAGGACAGUUCUCCAUUGGUGGGCUCACCAUCCGGACACCCACCAUGGCGGUCGGACAUGGCGGCUUGUACCACUCGCAAAGUCCGGAGGGAUUCUUCCUAGGAGCAUCUGGUAUCAAGAUCGUAAUUCCUCGAUCACCCGUUCAGUGCAAGGGUCUACUUCUUACUUCUAUCCGCGACCCGAAUCCGGUUCUAUUCAUGGAACCCAAGAUUCUGUACCGUUCAGCAGGCGAACCUCGUCAUCAGUUCGAGCAGGUUCCGAUUGACGACUUUAAGUUGCCGCUCUCUCGUGCAGAAACUCUCCUGCCAGGCUCUGACCUUACGCUCCUCACGUGGGGAACCCCCGUUUACCACUGCGAAUCUGCCAUCUCGUUACUCCGUUCUCCCCCACCCGCCCUCGAACCACUCGUACCUCCUUCGUUGCGUUCCGCCGCAGUGGAAUUGAUUGACCUACGUACCAUUCUCCCAUGGGACGUUGAAACGAUCGUGGAGAGCGUUAAGCGCACUAGGAGGCUUGUUAUUGUCCACGAAGCUGGCAUGACAGGUGGUGUCGGUGCAGAAAUCGCCGCUGAGGUUCAGAAGAGGGCGUUCUUGAGACUCGAAGCACCCAUCAGGCGCAUCACAGGUUGGGAUGUCCCGGCAGCUUUGCAGUACGAGAAGUUCAAUAUGCCCGACCCGAUACGCAUAUUGGAUGGAAUUAUGGAGACGCUAACAUACUAG
Molecule: messenger RNA, 1314 nt
Organism: Pisolithus orientalis
Lineage: Eukaryota; Fungi; Basidiomycota; Agaricomycetes; Boletales; Pisolithaceae
Product: pyruvate dehydrogenase
Exons: 8
Coding region: 1-1314 (437 amino acids)
Biological process (GO): branched-chain amino acid catabolic process; response to nutrient
Molecular function (GO): catalytic activity
Source: RefSeq, a predicted model, not a curated record